Momordica charantia (bitter melon) is the source of this 2025-nucleotide messenger RNA. RefSeq names its product Phototropic-responsive NPH3 family protein (gene DOT3). The record is from RefSeq and is a predicted model, not a curated record. Gene Ontology annotation, molecular function: protein binding. NCBI's taxonomy places the organism in Eukaryota, Viridiplantae, Streptophyta, Magnoliopsida, Cucurbitales, Cucurbitaceae.
CAUGAACAUGAAGUCUCUGACUGGAAUGCAAAAUCCUGGGAGCGAUUCAGAUGGAGCCGAGCAGGAUCCCGACCAGAGGAUCGUGCUUCCAAACAAGCUCGUCUCAGCCGAUUGCCCCAGCAGGAAAGAUCAAGCAUGGUCUAUCACCACUCAGAUCCCAACAGACUUGACAAUUCAAGUUCAAGAGAUCACCUUCAAUGUUCACAAGUACACAUUGAUCUCGAAAUGUGGCUACGUAGGCCGAAUGGAACUUCAACCUUCAAUCUCAACCCGGGGUUACAACCUAAAGCUUGAAGACUUCCCGGGCGGAUCAGAAACAUUCGAAGUGAUCCUCAAAUACUGUUAUGGUUUCCCAGUUGACCUGAACUCAAUCAACGUAGCCCCAUUAAGAUGUGCAUCAGAGUUUUUGGAGAUGACGGAGGAAUUUGAAGAUGGAAACCUCAUCUCUAAGACAGAGUCCUUCCUCACAUUUGUAGUCCUUCUGUCAUUGAAAGAAUCAUUGACUGUUCUCAAAACUUGUCAGAGUCUCUCUCCAUGGGCUGAAAAUCUUCAAAUUGUGAGACGAUGCUGUGACUCGAUAGCCAGGAAACUCUCUAGAGAGAACAUAAUAGGAGAAACAGUCAGAGAAGAUGGGUGGUGGUUUAAUGAUUUAACCAUGCUUCGCAUAGACUAUUUCACAAGAAUCAUAACUGCAAUAAGAGCAAAAGGGGUAAAGCCAGAGAUUAUAGGUCAGAGCAUUGAGCACUAUGCAAGGAAGUGGUUGCCAGGCAUUGAAAUGGAACCAGGACUCAGAGAUUAUACACAGGAAAAAAAUGACCUGCAGAUAAGUAUUUUGAGUGGUAGGAAAGAUGAAAUGGGAAUUGGAUUCAAGGAACAUAAAGAAAUUAUUGAAAGCCUACUAAGCAUACUUCCACCUCAACGAGAAGCCGUUUCGUGCAAGUUUUUGUUGCAGAUGCUAAAGAUGGCUAGGGCGUAUUCUGCAUCAGCAGCUUUAAUUUCAGAGCUAGAGAAAAGAAUAGGGAUGGUGUUGGAGGAUGCCAAUGUGAUUGAUCUUCUAAUUCCUGGUUAUACAAAGAAUGGCCAAGGAAAAUUGCCAAAUACACAAGAAGAAUGCACUAUGCAUGACAUAGAAGUAGUGCAAAGGAUCCUAGAAUAUUACUCACUGUUUGAACAGCAACAGCAGCAACAGAGAAUUGGGAACUCUAAUGUAUGUAAACUCAUAGACAAUUACCUAGCUGAACUUGCUAGAGAUCCAAAUCUCUCUAUCACCAAGUUUCAAACUUUAGCCAACUCAAUGUCAGAAAAUGCAAGGCAUUGCCAUGAUGGACUAUACAGAGCCAUUGACACCUACCUCAAGACUCAUCCUUUACUAUCUGAGCAUGAUCGGAGAAAGCUAUGCAAAAUCAUGAACUGCGAGAAACUAUCUCUCGAUGCUUGUGUGCAUGCUGCACAAAAUGAUCGACUGCCUCUAAGAACUGUAGUUCAGGUUUUGUUUUCAGAGCAAGUGAAGAUGAGGUCAGUAAUGCAAGAGAAGGAUAAAGCACCAAGUUGUGAUAACUCGGAUCAAGAAGGUAACCAUUUAUCAACAGACAGAGAGAUUAAAACCCUGAAGGAAGAACUUGAGAAUGUGAAGGCACAGAUGGCAGAGUUGCAGAGUGACUACUCAGAGCUGCAACAAGAGUAUGAAAAACUAAGCAACAAGCAGAAAAAUCUAGCAGGUUGGGGUUUUGGUUGGAAGAAGAUAAAGAAUUCUUUCCACACAAGAGCUGAUGGGGAUGAAACUGCCCAUCAGAGACCCAGUCGGACUAGUUCACGAAUGACCUUAAGACGUAGAUUAUCAAUGACCUGAAGCAUUUAGAUAUCAGAAUCCCCUAAAAGCUAAAUGAUUCACAUUUAGUCUGCUUCACUUCACAAAGAUAAGCCAGAGGCCCGAAGAAGUUGCUAUUCUACUUGUGCAUGAUAGUCUUGUAGCUAUAUAAAGACACAACACUCCAGCUUUCUAAUACGGUUCACCUUGACCUUGCA